Penicillium cosmopolitanum is the source of this 4041-nucleotide messenger RNA. RefSeq names its product putative two-component osmosensing histidine kinase (Bos1) (gene tcsC). The record is from RefSeq and is a predicted model, not a curated record. Gene Ontology annotation, cellular component: membrane. Bases 1 to 4041 code for a protein of 1346 amino acids. Gene Ontology annotation, biological process: phosphorelay signal transduction system; cellular hyperosmotic response; phosphorylation. The transcript has 3 exons. Gene Ontology annotation, molecular function: phosphorelay sensor kinase activity. Lineage: Eukaryota; Fungi; Ascomycota; Eurotiomycetes; Eurotiales; Aspergillaceae.
AUGACUGGUGCGGACGAGACUCUUGUGGCCGCGACUGCGGUCUUGCAGUCUCUGGCCAGAGACGAGCCUACCGCUGGCUCAUCUUCCCCUCCUUUUGAUUUUCAAUUUCCUUCAAGCAACGGUGCCAAAUCUUCCACACUCCCCGGAGAUCCGAGUCCUGCAAAGGCUGCCUUCGAGGCCGAGUUGGAGGCCUUGGUGCGCCGAGUGCACCACCUGGAAUUCCAAGCUGUCAGUCAUCACACGUUCCCCGACAAUCCCCAGCAGACCACCCUGGCUGCUCUCGGAUCCAACGAGAAGAACCCAGACUUUUUGUGGACCUUUGGGCUCGAUCGCUUGUCCGAACCCCCCUCGGGCCCCGAAGAGCAAGUGCAAGAGCAACCGCCCCCGACUGUGGACCUUGACGAUGACGAAACCGACGAGGAGGACGAAACUGGAGCCCGCACCCGGGUCGUUCGCGAACAAGAUAUCAGCAUCCUGCGAAACCAUGUGCAAAAGCAGGCCGAGGAAAUCAGCUUCCAGAAGGACAUCAUUGCGCAGGUCCGCGACGAACUGCUGAAACAAGAGGAGCACACCCGCCGUGCCCUCACCAAGGUUGAAAACGAGGAUGUCGUCCUUCUGGAACGCGAAUUACGCAAACAUCAACAGGCAAACGAGGCCUUCCAGAAGGCUUUGCGAGAAAUCGGUGGUAUUAUUACGCAGGUCGCCAACGGUGACCUCUCGAUGAAGGUCCAAAUUCAUCCCCUGGAGAUGGACCCGGAAAUCGCUACUUUCAAACGAACAAUUAACACCAUGAUGGACCAGCUACAAGUUUUCGGUAGUGAAGUAUCUCGAGUCGCCCGUGAGGUCGGAACUGAAGGAAUACUAGGUGGACAGGCACAAAUCACCGGUGUCCAUGGUAUCUGGAAGGAACUUACUGAAAACGUGAACAUUAUGGCCAAAAACUUAACGGAUCAGGUGCGAGAAAUCGCUACUGUUACAACUGCUGUCGCGCACGGUGAUCUCAGUCAGAAGAUUGAAAGCCGUGCUCAAGGUGAAAUUCUCGAACUGCAACAAACAAUUAAUACCAUGGUGGACCAGCUUAGAACAUUCGCAACCGAAGUCACACGAGUCGCUCGUGAUGUCGGUACGGAAGGUGUGCUGGGAGGUCAAGCUCAAAUAGAAGGUGUCCAGGGAAUGUGGAACGAACUCACGGUCAAUGUCAACGCAAUGGCCAAUAAUCUGACAACGCAAGUACGAGAUAUCGCUACUGUCACUAAGGCCGUCGCCAAGGGUGACCUGACACAGAAGGUGCAAGCGAACUGCCGAGGUGAAAUUGCUGAGCUCAAGGAUAUUAUCAAUUCCAUGGUGGACCAGCUGCGACAAUUUGCACAGGAAGUCACCAAGAUCGCCAAGGAGGUCGGUACAGACGGUGUACUUGGUGGUCAAGCCACAGUGAACGACGUCGAAGGCACUUGGAAGGAUCUCACUGAGAACGUCAAUCGAAUGGCUAAUAACCUGACGACUCAAGUUCGUGAGAUUGCUGAUGUCACUACGGCUGUUGCCAAGGGUGACCUGACCAAGAAGGUCACAGCCAAUGUCCAGGGUGAAAUUCUUGACCUGAAGAGCACUAUCAACGGCAUGGUUGACCGUCUAAACACUUUCGCUUUCGAGGUCAGCAAGGUCGCCCGUGAGGUCGGUACCGAUGGUACUCUAGGAGGCCAGGCAAAGGUCGACAAUGUGGAAGGAAAAUGGAAGGAUCUUACCGACAACGUCAACACCAUGGCCCAGAACCUGACAUCCCAAGUGCGAAGUAUAUCCGAUGUCACUCAGGCCAUUGCCAAGGGUGACCUGAGCAAGAAGAUUGAAGUACACGCCCAAGGAGAGAUUCUUACCCUCAAGGUCACCAUCAAUCACAUGGUGGGUCGGCUGGCUAAGUUCGCCAUGGAACUCAAAAAGGUCGCCCGCGAUGUCGGUGUCGAUGGUAAAAUGGGUGGACAAGCCAAUGUUGAAGGAAUUGCAGGUACUUGGAAAGAGAUCACGGAGGACGUCAACACCAUGGCCGAGAAUCUCACAUCCCAAGUGCGUGCUUUUGGUGAAAUUACGGAUGCCGCGACAGAUGGAGAUUUCACCAAACUCAUUACUGUCAAUGCUUCCGGUGAGAUGGACGAACUGAAGCGCAAGAUCAACAAGAUGGUUUCCAAUCUGCGGGAUAGUAUUCAGCGAAACACUGCCGCCAGGGAGGCUGCCGAACUUGCCAAUCGCACCAAGUCCGAGUUCCUGGCCAAUAUGUCGCACGAGAUCAGAACCCCGAUGAAUGGUAUCAUCGGAAUGACGCAACUCACGUUGGAUACCGAUGACUUGAAACCAUACACUCGAGAGAUGCUGAAUGUUGUACACAAUUUGGCCAACAGUUUGCUCACGAUCAUCGACGAUAUACUAGAUAUCUCGAAGAUUGAAGCCAACCGAAUGGUCAUUGAAAGCAUUCCGUUCACCGUGCGUGGCACUGUUUUCAAUGCUCUGAAGACACUGGCUGUCAAGGCAAAUGAGAAGUUCCUGAGCCUGACGUAUCAAGUCGACAAUACGGUACCCGACUAUGUUAUUGGUGAUCCAUUCCGUCUACGCCAAAUUAUCCUCAAUCUGGUUGGAAAUGCCAUCAAAUUUACAGAGCAUGGUGAGGUCAAACUCACCAUCCGCAAAUCGGAUCGUGAACAAUGUACCACCAACGAAUAUGCCUUCGAAUUCUCCGUCUCCGACACGGGUAUUGGUAUUGAGGAAGACAAGUUGGACCUGAUCUUUGAUACCUUCCAACAGGCCGAUGGUUCCACAACUCGUCGAUUCGGUGGCACAGGCCUUGGUUUGUCCAUCUCCAAGCGAUUGGUCAAUCUCAUGGGCGGUGAUGUCUGGGUCACCUCCGAGUACGGUCAUGGAAGUACAUUCCACUUCACCUGCGUCGUCAAACUUGCCGACCAAUCAUUGAAGGUUAUUUCAUCUCAACUUAUGCCGUACCGUGACCACCGAGUCCUCUUCAUCGACAAAGGACAGAAUGGAAUCCAGGCGGCUAAUGUCAUGAAAAUGCUGAAGCAAAUUGACUUGGAGCCACUGGUUGUGCGGAAUGAAGAACAUGUCCCACCACCUGAGAUUCAGGACCCCUCCGGAAAGGAGUCGGGCCAUGCGUACGAUGUCAUCAUUGUGGACUCCGUCGACACCGCUCGGAUUUUGCGAACUUUCGAUGAGUUCAAGUAUAUUCCUAUCGUGUUGGUCUGUCCCUUGGUAUGCGUGAGCCUGAAGUCCGCUCUGGAUCUUGGUAUCAGCUCAUAUAUGACGACACCCUGCCAACCCAUCGAUCUGGGCAAUGGCAUGCUACCAGCUCUUGAAGGCCGCUCGACCCCGAUCACUACCGACAACUCCCGCUCCUUCGACAUUCUUCUUGCCGAGGAUAACGAUGUGAACCAGCAACUUGCGAUGAAGAUUCUUCAAAAACACAACCACAACGUCUUUGUCGUCGGCAACGGUCUUGAGGCCGUUGAGGCCGUCAAGAAGCGCCGCUAUGACGUUAUCCUCAUGGACGUUCAAAUGCCUGUCAUGGGAGGAUUUGAAGCGACAGGCAAGAUUCGCGAGUAUGAACGGGAGAGCGCAUUGCAGCGGACACCAAUCAUUGCUCUCACAGCACACGCCAUGUUGGGAGAUCGUGAAAAGUGCAUCCAGGCCCAAAUGGACGAGUAUCUGUCCAAACCACUCAAGCAGAAUCAAAUGAUGCAGACCAUUCUCAAGUGUGCUACGCUCGGUGGCUCGCUUCUCGAAAAGAGCAAGGAGUCUCGGAUCUCCAGCAGCGGAGAAAUGCACCCGAUUCAUUCCUCCGUUCCGUCCGACAAUCAGAAUCAGCAACUGCAGCAACAGUCUCAAAAUAAGAUGCCCUUGCCAGCUCCCAUGCGGCCGAGUGCUGAGACUCGCUCCGUCACCUCCUCCGGUCCGAUCACUCGAGGAAGCGUAGUGGGUCCAACAGAGGACAAAGACGAAGAGAUGAUCGAUGAUCGGUCAUUACUGCGGUCCAACAGUACCUGA